CUCUAACAAUUUUAAUAAACUGUAGUUUAGAGCAUACCUACAAACUAGAUUUACGCAUAGUACUAGAUCUAUUUAUUGCAACCAUCUGGUUCAAAAUAUUUUUGUCAAAUAAUUACAAUAAUUUAAUUGAACAUGAACAACAAAUUCGAAGCUCAAUCAACACAAAAGAAUCUGAGCCAAGAAAUGGAGAGAUUGAAAGCUGAAGACAGUGGAGAUGAAGAAGAGGAGCCCUUCAGACCAGCCCCUAAACCUGGAGAAGGUGAGCACCCUUUACAAUACAAUUAUGCAAUUUGGUUUUCUCGGCGGUCACAAUCAAACAAGACUGUAAGAUAUGAUCAAAACCUCAAAUUCAUUGCAUCCUUUGCUUCUGUGGAACAGUUCUGGAAUAUUUACAGUUAUAUCACCAGGCCAAGUGAUAUGACAGGGCAUGUUGAUUACCAUUUAUUCAAAGAAGGCAUUCGUCCUAUGUGGGAGGAUGAAGCAAAUAAACAUGGUGGAAAGUGGAUUAUCCGCUUAAAGAAAGGGCUGGCAUCUCGUUGCUGGGAGAACCUUAUAAUGGCAAUGUUAGGAGAACAGUUCAUGGUUGGUGAAGAAAUCUGUGGUGCAGUCAUCUCUAUCAGAUACCAGGAUGAUAUUUUGUCCCUGUGGAACCGAAGCAAUGACCAGUCGGUGACGACACGGAUCAGGGAUAUACUACAGCGUGUUUUAAACCUCCCACCCAACACAAUCAUGGAAUACAAGGCACACACAGAGAGUAUGAAAUUGUACAUAAAACAUUAGUCAAACUCAGAGAGACAACACAAGUUUUAGAAACACAGAUCUAUUUGUCAGAUAGCAGACCAUGUUUUGAACUUCAGAUGCCACCGCUAACCCCAUCAGCAGCAAUACCAACCUUUGAAUUUUUAGCCUUUUAACACAUUGAAACUGUACAUUAAUUUUAAUUAUAUUGACAACUGAUAUUAAAAAGGGGUAUAUGUUAAAAUUGAAAUUUAUCUAUGUAAAUUAAUCUAUAGCUGUUAUGAAUUACUUCAGGCUAAUAGGAACGUACACCAAUUUUAAAGUUGUUUAUUUUUAAAAUACCAUGCAAUAAGUUUAGUGGAUUUUUUUCUUCAGUGCUUUGGCAAUAUAUUUUGAACGUGAUGUUUUAAUUCCAGCUAUUAAAAUUUAUCUUCCUAAUUAUUUUUAA
This is a messenger RNA of Physella acuta, 1186 nucleotides long. Its product is annotated as eukaryotic translation initiation factor 4E type 2. Gene Ontology annotation, molecular function: RNA 7-methylguanosine cap binding; translation initiation factor activity. Gene Ontology annotation, cellular component: eukaryotic translation initiation factor 4F complex; cytoplasm. Lineage: Eukaryota; Metazoa; Mollusca; Gastropoda; Physidae. Gene Ontology annotation, biological process: translational initiation. The record is from RefSeq and is a predicted model, not a curated record.